Messenger RNA from Raphanus sativus (radish), 2424 nucleotides. Its product is annotated as BTB/POZ domain-containing protein At1g63850. The record is from RefSeq and is a predicted model, not a curated record. Gene Ontology annotation, molecular function: protein binding. The transcript has 2 exons. NCBI's taxonomy places the organism in Eukaryota, Viridiplantae, Streptophyta, Magnoliopsida, Brassicales, Brassicaceae. Bases 413 to 2020 code for a protein of 535 amino acids.
AAAAACCACAGAAAAAGUAAAAUAAAAAAAACCAGCACUAAAAUCUAAGCGAUGCGCAUUUAUCACUUCUGGCACUGUCGACACCUCAUGGCAUCAAUUGCAUUCACGAGACUCGAGCAACUACUACCUCCAAAAUCCCCGGUCAGGGCCCGUUAAUAACCGGUUUAACCCGAAAACCCGACCCGGUUUCCACCUUUAACCUCCCUUCUGGCUUCUGCAGUGAUAGCAUCGCCCAGUCUCUCUCGUUUGAACCUGAGAUUCUGACCCGACCCGACCCGGUAUAACCCGAAAACCCGACCCGGGAUCAGUCUUUUAUGCUCUUUCUGCAGUGAUACACCAUCGCCAGUCUCACUCCUCUCGUUUAAACCUGAGAUUCUGACCCGACCCGACCCGGUUUUACAUCCUAACCGUCAUGGACUUCUCCACAACAACGACGACGAUUACUUCCACGGCGGCGAACGGUUACAGCUCGCCGCGAGACUCUUCAAUCCCUUCGAGCUUCACAAAGUUCAACUCCGCUCUAACCGCGGGCCUCCUCAAUCCGAUGUCUCCUCCUCCUCCUCCUCCGGCGACGCUCGACAAGUCGUCGCGAGCUAGCCCGACGCUAUUCGAGAUGAUGUCCAGCGAAUCCGGAUCUCCGGUCCAGAUCCAGAACCUCGCGCCUCCUCCGUCUUCCUCCUCGAGGACGACGAGCGGGAGCCAUCUCGUCAUCUCGGCUCAGGACAAGCAAGCCCUCGCAAUGCAGCGGAUAUCGAAUCUCUUAGUGACUCGGAGCCCCGGGAACCAGUUCAACGACCCGGCUUCGAGCGACGUGAAGCUCACUCUGAGCUCCAAAGACGGGAUUUGCGUCACGAUGUGCGUGCACAGGCAGAUUCUCGUCGCUCACAGUAGGUUCUUCGCCGUGAAGCUUUCCGAUCGAUGGUCGAAACAGCAGAUGGCGCCUCCUCCGUCGUCUUCUCCUUACAUUGUCGAGAUCUCGGAUUGUGAUGACGUGGAGGUUUAUAUAGAGACGUUGAUGUUGAUGUACUGUAGGGAUCUAAGGAAGAAGAUGAUGAGGCAGGAUGUUUCUAGGGUUCUUGGUAUCUUGAAGGUUUCUGCGGCUAUUGGGUUUGACGCUGGAGUGCUGUCGUGUCUGGAGUAUUUGGAAGCUGCACCGUGGUCGGAAGAUGAAGAGUGCAGGAUCGCUUCGUUGUUGUCUGAGCUACACCUUGAGAACGUGGGAGCUACAGAAGUUUUGAGAAGGGUUUCUGUGGAAGCUAGUCAUAAUGGGAGCAACGAUGAGGUGCUUUUAAAUCUUUUGCAUAUAGUUCUCGAGGGGAAAGACGAGAAGGCGAGGCGUGACAUGAAGACCCUCGUUUCGAAAAUGCUUAGAGAGAACUCCUCUGGGAACGAUCUUAGGAAAGAGUCAUUGUAUUUAGCCUGUGACGGGUGUUUGCAUAAGCUCAAGCGUCAGUUUCUGCAAGCGGCGGAGUCUGAUUUGGAGAAUGUGGAUCAGAUAGCGAGACAAGCGGAUAAUCUGCACUGGAUUUUGGAUAUUUUGAUUGAUAGACAGAUCGCAGAGGAUUUUCUUGUGAUGUGGGCUUCGUUAUCUGAGCUGUCUGAUGUGCACGGUAAGGUUCCCGUUGUUCAUAGGUUUGAGAUUAGUAGAGUGACGGCGAGGAUCUUUGUUGGGAUUGGGAAGGGGCAGAUUCUGACUCCGAAGGAGGUGAGGUGCUUGUUGCUGAGGAACUGGUUGACACCUUUCUAUGAUGAUUUCGCGUGGAUGAAGAGAGCGUCGAAAGGGCUUGAUCGGUAUUUAGUGGAGGAUGGUUUGAGCAAUACCAUUCUCACACUUCCUCUUGCUUGGCAGCAAGAGUUUUUCUUGGCUUGGUUUGAUCGGUUCUUGAACUCGAAUGAAGACUGUCCUAAUAUCCAGAGAGGGUUUGAAGUUUGGUGGAGACGGGCCUUCUGGAGAAGGAAAGAACAGAGUCAAGAGUCUCCUCGGCUUAGAAUCAUAGCUUCGGCCACUGAUAACUCUUGAGAGAGAUCUGUUAAACCCUGUGCGCUGUUUCUUGAGGAUCACACGGUGAGGAAAGAAGAUGAAUCCGAAUCCGAAAGAGGAGGUUAUGUGAGAUAUUGGACUCGGGAUUGGGGAAUGGUGAAUGGAGGUGUUGUGCAAGCUUAAUCGAAUUUUAAUACAUCGAUCGAUCACGAUUAGAAUUAGUUUUUGCAUGAACAUGAUCGUUGGAAGUAGUUUUCGUUUUGAUUGAGCCAGAGCUCGUUUUUUUUUUGUACAUCUCUCUCUUACGUUUUCUUAUUAGUAUCCAAUGUAUCUGAAAAGUAACUUUGAAGUCAAACCACUCUCUAUGCUUUCUCUACUUUUGUUACGGCUUUAAUUCAUGAGGUUCUGUCUUCUUGUUUCGUAUACUAAAAUGACGUUGAAAA